Homarus americanus (American lobster) is the source of this 1961-nucleotide messenger RNA. RefSeq lists its product as uncharacterized. Lineage: Eukaryota; Metazoa; Arthropoda; Malacostraca; Decapoda; Nephropidae. The transcript is spliced from 3 exons. The record is from RefSeq and is a predicted model, not a curated record. Bases 171 to 1961 code for a protein of 596 amino acids.
AUAUUGAACAUUAUUGGGUUGAUUGUGUGUCGUUAAUAUAUACAGAACACUGGAAGUCUUUGUUGCGAUCAGGUGAAUGACUGAGCCGUGUGUGUUUAUUUUUGUGUCAACAGUGGAGAGGAAACUUUUAUUAUGUGAGUGUUAGCGUGUUGUAGCCGGCGUGUGACGUCAUGUCCGGCGGGCGCCACGCUGCUCCCAUGACCCAGGAGACGGGGCGGCGGCUUUCGGGGGACCGCCAGGGGAACAAGAAACCCUCCGGCACCUCCGCCCCCUCCCGCACCAGCAUGAGCGGCCUCCUGCCUAGUCCCGUCGUGUGUGGUGACGAGCCCAGCUUCCUCGCCCUCUUCCACAACGGCAGCUCCAAGCGCAUCGCCGACGGCUACGACAACAACAACCUCAAGUAUAACGGUACGGCCAGACAGCAGGAGAACGGCGGCGGUCGCCUGGGCCUGGUGAACGGCGAACGGUCGUCGGAUUCCGAGGACUCUGGCGCCACUUCGGGUGCCACGAGCGGGAAGGAGGCAAGUCCCGGCUAUGAGGAGAGUUCCGGGUCCGAGCAGAGCAGCAACCCGCCGCUGUCAGAGGAUACCCGGGGUGAUGAUGACAUAGAGCCAGCUCCCGCCCCGAGAAGAAUCAGGGCGUCUCUCCCCAGAUCACAGACGACGCCCGUCUUGAACGGUGACCACACCCUGGAUGACGCCCUCAGGCCGCUGACCCACUAUGGGCAAGAGUCGCCCAGUAGUGAAAACACGAGGUUUAACAACGGCUUGAACCGCAUCCGCGCGGCACACGAGAUUAACGUUAGCAAACUGGCUUACCUGGAAGCUUUGUUUCAGCGCGCCAAGCUGGAAGAAAUACGACUAAAAAGUCUGACAUCGGACAGUCGUACUAGUGAAAAACGGACACACAAGUCAUUGAGCAAAAGCUUACAGAGCCCCGAGAGUGGCUACAAGUCGUUGCCGUCGUCAAUAUCGGACUACGGCCUUAGGAGCUACUCGUCCUCCAACAGCUCUGCUAAUGUCAGUAACAGCACUUGCGGAUCAACGUUACCGGAUGGCCAGGCGCUACUAAGAACCAUAGAGAACCGUCUCCAGCACGCUAGACCACAAGACAAGAACAGCGGACGGACGCUGUACCAGUGUGGGGGCAGCAGCAGUGUGGGCAGCCUCAGUCGCUUGACGGGACUCAGCCCUGCCACCAGCGGGACCUCCACACCUGCUAGGUUUGUGUCUCCCUCACGGAGUGACGGUCACGCUGUCUCGAGGGGGUCCUCUGCCACCACUCCCAACAGUACCCCCGCCACCACCCCCGGGGGCACGCCCAAACGCCCAGAUGGUCUUGGGCGUCCCAGCGGCCACGUUAGCCAAAGGUCGCUGCCUCAUAGUUACCGCAGCCGCUCGGCCUACAGCUCUCCUGCUGUAUCACCACAGCGAGGCCCUGACCCCGGGGGUUUCUUGGUGUCUCCCUCUGGCCCCGCCCCCCGGAGGUUCUCCAGUUUAGAUCUUCGGGGUCGGGGACAGCUUCGUCAGCUGCCCCUGCGACACACAGCCCAUGGCUUCCCAACCUGUGUGUUGCCCAUCAGCCCGCCCUCGCCUGCCCAGGGCACUCAGGCAUUCCACCGCAAGAUGCAACUUUUCUUCGAGAUUAUGGACACACAGUCGAGGUUUUCUCAGCUCGCUCAGUACUACCCCUAUGAGCAGUCUCACCAAAAGGAGGCUUCAGGUCUCUGCUUCAUGUACCAGCAGGAGCCUUCAGGUGUGUGUAUCCGGGGUUUUCAGAAUUCCCCGGCACACAUCUCCUCAUGGAGUCAGAGGCGCCUGAUCUCAGCUUCCACAAGUUUACACAUUCUUCACCAUCGCUUAUGCAGUCUUGAUUCCUCAAGUCUGUCGAGUCAGCUCUUGUUACCAAAGGUUGAAGCUGCUGUUGACGCUGUUCCUUCAACUUGUAUUGUGGAUGUUUGA